AUGUCGGAUUCAAGAAUUCGUUCCCUAAUGGAGCUUCCUGCUGCCCAACCCACCACAAAAUCCAUCUUCUCCGUAUCCACUACCAUCCAGAAGCGUGGUGAUUGGGGUACGAUUGUUCUUACUGUGACUGCCAUCGGUGCCCCAAGCCUUCAAGCACAAGGCGAGGCGAAAAUAAAACGUGCGGCAGGCUGCGCGGGUGGUUCCAAUCCACAAUCGGUCCAAGGCAAAAGCUGCAACGGAAAGCAUUUCCCUGUAGGCAGCGGUGUCUUUACUAUUCUAGAACAAGACGGACUUUCAGCUCUCAGAUAUCAAGAGAAAUAA
Molecule: messenger RNA, 321 nt
Organism: Aspergillus niger
Lineage: Eukaryota; Fungi; Ascomycota; Eurotiomycetes; Eurotiales; Aspergillaceae
Exons: 4
Coding region: 1-321 (106 amino acids)
Source: RefSeq, a predicted model, not a curated record